GUCUUCCAUCUCUUAAACAGCCAUGAUGUAGAGUCCAUUAGUUUUGCUGAAUAAGUUGGGAUAAUCUUUUCCUUCCUUGUGAAAUAAUUUUUUAUGCUAUUUUAGGCAAACUCAAUCACGUAAGACAUUUAAUGCUGUGUUAUUUGCUGUGCAUUUGGUAUGUGUGUUAAUCAUUCAUGUUUACAACCGCAAGAUAAUCUCUGGGAGGAACAGGAGUCAAAGGUCUCAUCGACAUCAGUAAAGGAAGGAGUACUACGUGAACGUCGUUGACAUGGGGAGGAUCCCACAAAGCAUACUGCUUUUGUGCCUCAUUAGUUUAUGUAAAGCGAAUCGCAGUCCUGAAAUCUUGGCAUUGGUUUAUGCUACAUGUGAAGACACCCCAACAGGUGCCCUUGCAUUCACCAUAGAAGCAUCAGAUCCAGAAAAUGACCCUCUAACUUUUUCAAUCAGUGGGGUCGAUGUCAGAUACUUCAGGGUAGAAGAACAUACUGGCCGAGUAUUUGUCGAGAGGCCACUGAACGAUGGGAGUGUUACAAUGGCCCUCACCGUAACUGUCUCUGAUGGUGCAAAUCCAACAACAAAAGACAUUGUUAUUAUAUUAAACAACGCCAAUGACAACAGACCCCUGUUUGAUGAGCUUUCAUACGAUAAAGAUGUCCCAGAAAAUACCCCUGUGAAUGAGAAUCUGUUUAAGGUUCGCGCUACUGAUGCAGACGGUGGUUCUAUUACAUACAGCAUUGAUGAAGUCAACCCAAGUGAUGGAUUUAGUCUCUUUACUAUUAUAAGCAACACCGGUCAAGUCAAACUGGCUGGACGUCUAAAUUACACAUCACUGGGCACGUUGUAUCGACUGAAGAUCAACGCAAGUGAUGAUGGAGGCCGCUGUUAUUUUGAUGAGAUUGUGUACCGCUCAAGUACAGUUUAUUCCUUUAUUACGGUUGUGGAUGUCCCAGACCUCGACCCACAGUUCAUUGGAAUUCCAUACUUUGCAACAAUUCCAGAAAAUUCUAAUCUGGAUGAGUUUGUGUUAAAAGUAGCAGCCGUAGACCGUGACACAGGAGUGAACGAUCGUAUCAUCUACAGCAUUGAAGAUUCCCAAGUCUCUGGCCUCUUCAAAAUUGGAGAAGACGGUGUAAUAUCUGUAAAUGCACCAAUCGACAGAGAGACAGUUGGCGACACUGUGACCCUGACUGUAAAGGCCACUGAGUCUCAACCAAAUAUCCAUGAGGUCUUUGCCAGCACUACUACAGAAGUACAGAUCACCAUCAUUGAUGACAAUGACAACAAGCCAUUGUUCUACAAGUGUGGAGGGUCCUGUGAGGAGGCCAGCCAGUUCACAGGAGAAGUGUUUGAGCACUCAUUAGCAAUUGUUCCCAUCAACAUGACAGUCAGAGAUUUAGAUAAAAAUGCCAAAAUUGAGCUUUCUCUGGAUGGUCCAGACAAGGACCUGUUCUUUGUGGAACCUCAGUUAAUCAUAUCAGAGGGCAGUGUUCAGCUCCAGGUCAAGCAGCCGGAAAAUGUGGAUUUUGAAAAAAAACAUGAAGCUAAUCUACAGGUGGUUGCUGUGGAUCAGGAAAAAACCACCUUUCGCUCCACUGCUGAAGUUACUAUCAAGAUCAUCGAUACCAAUGACCACAGCCCUCAGUUCCCACAGAGCACAUACAAGCUGAACGUAUCUGAGCAUUCCCCUGAAGGGACAGUGUUGGCCAUCAUUACAGCAGAGGACCCUGAUACAAUGGAUCAAGGCAAUAUCACCUACAGACUUCUUCCAGAAAGCAUACUACCAUAUUUUGAUGUGGAGCCACAUACUGGAGAAGUUUAUGUGAAAGAUGAAUCUCCCCUGGACCGUGAGCUCAGAUCUCUGUUCAUAGUAACCCUUCAAGCUGUAGACUCCGAUGGCAAACCGGGCACUACAGUCCUGGAGAUCACUGUGACCGACAUUAAUGACCAGCGUCCAGUCCCAAACAGAGACUCAUACCUGGUAUUUGUGAAGGAGGGAGAAAACUUCGAAGAGCAGAUACAGGCUACUGAUGCCGAUGAGCCUAACACACCGAACAGCCAGAUAGUAUACAGCAUAAUACCCAGUGAGUACAGUAAUAACUUCACCAUUGACCCUAACACCGGUGUGUUGAGAAACAAAGGUGAACUGGACCGUGAAGCCCUGGACCCACAGCUGGACGGCAUCAUUGAGCUGACAGUAAAGAUCUCUGAUAAAGGCACCCCUCCUCUGUCUGACCUGGUCAACGUUACCAUCAAUUUGGAGGAUAUAAAUGACAACGGUCCAGAAUUUGAGGCCCCUUCUUACAGUUUCUCUGUCAAAGAAGGGGAAAAAGGUGGAUUUGUGGGUUCUGUUUUUGCUGUGGAUAAGGACCAAACAUCAGGCUUUAACCGCAUAUCCUUCAGUAUCGUUAAUGGAGGCUUUGGUAGUUUCAUCAUUCGCACCUAUCAAGCAGAAAACUUACAGAACGGUUACAUGGGCAACAUCACAGUGGACCCGGAUAUUGAGCUGGACUAUGAGAGCUCCAACAAGCAAUUCACACUUAAGGUAGAGGCUGCAGACCUGGGGCAGAAAAAAGCUGAACUGACGGUGGAUGUGAAGGUACUGGAUGUGAACGACGAGAGGCCUGAGUUCAUACCAUCUGAGGUUGUUAGUGUGGAGGAGAACAUGAGUGAUCCAGACUAUGUGGUCGGAACAUUCACAGCAAAGGAUAAAGAUGGAAACCACUCACUCGUCUUUGAGCUGGAAUCCAUGAAAUGCAGAUGCAACGGAACUGUAACGUCCUGCAACUCGUUUAUCUUGGAGCCAACAGGGGAAGUGAAAAUCAACCCAGCGAACCCGGUGGAUUAUGAAGAAUGUGAUGAGGUUCGGGUGGAGGCUCAGGUGGUGGACGAGUACACAGAGAAAGGAGCGAACAACAGCCUCCAAACAGACGAGAUGUUAAUCAAAAUAAUAGAUGUCAAUGACAACUACCCACAGUUUAUUACUUCAGAUGUUGACUCGAAUGUAUUUGUCGUGGUGUCAGAAAGUGCAGUUAAGGGGACGUCAGUUGCCAGUGUUACUGCUACAGACCGGGAUUCUGGAACAUAUGGCCAGAUCAAAUUCGAAGUAAAACACGUUACAUUUGAACACACCAAUAGGCUUAUAAAGGAGACGGACCUGCUGUUCAGUGCUGUAACCACACAAGACAAGAACAUUUAUUCCGGACUUAUUCAGUGUACUUCAAAGCUUGACGCAACACUGAAAGGGAAGUAUUUAGUAACAGUAGCUGCAAUAGAUGAUGAUGGCAAAGGCCUCUCCGACAGUACUGUACUGGAGAUCUUCACCGUUGAUGAGUCAUUCAGAAUUGAACUUAGAUUUAAAUCUCCCUUGGAAGAAGUAGAAAAAAACGAAGAUAAUAUCAAGAGAGAUCUUAUGGCUGCGACCAAAGCGACAGUUCACAUUGUUGCACUUACUACUGAAAAAGAGGAAGCCAGGGCCCCAGGCGACACAAUCAUGGAGACAUAUUUUGUUAACCGCAAUGGGACAGCUCUUACAUCUAAUCAAGUAGAAGACAUGCUCUCGGAGCCUGAAUAUUUUCUUAAACUGGCAGAAUAUGGCCUCUCAUACAUAGGGACUGUUGAUGUGGAAGAACCAAAGGUAAACGUUCUGCAGUUCGUCAUGGUGGGCAUGAUAGGGGGGCUCAUCAUUGUUCUGACUGUCCUUACAACAUCACUGGUGUGCACACGCAGAAACUACAGGAGAAAACUAAAGGCCGCCAAAGCCAUGAACACUGCUUCCAUGGUGACUUCUGACAACCAGAAAAGUGGUCCUGUAUUACCCGGAACCAACAAGUACACCAUGGAGGGGGCUAACCCUGUACUCAACCUCAACAUUGAUGCAGCCAUGAUCCUGGACAUAGAUGCACAGAGCUCAGAUGCUGACAAAGUCAGCCUCAGUUCCCUGGACUACAGCGAUGACAUGAUAAUGUCUGAGAAGGACACAAAUCCUAUCAUGCAGAGGAUCCAGGAGGAGGAGGAGGACGAGAGGCUACCAGAGUACAGUGAGCCCCUGGGUGCAGCACUGGCCCAUCACGGCCAAAAGAAAGGCUCCAGAAAUCACAAUGAGGAGUUCACUAACCCUGCAUUCAGCACCACAGACCUCUGAGGGAAAUAAAGAAAAGAAGGCAGAUGUAGAGCAAAGCCACAGAUGUACAUAUGUUGCUUCUCUGUAACCAAAUUGUUGAUAAAACAUUUUGAUGACCAAAUUUUUCUGAUAUCAGAUGCAGACUUUGUGUUGUUUUUACUUUACUGUGUUAUUAAGUAAGUGGAAUAGCUUUUGCGCAAGUAUUGCGUAAGCCCUGAUGGAUUGGUUUUAUUUAAAUAUUUGAUUCAAGUAAAAACAAAAGAACCAAAAAGAGUGAGAAAGUAUUCCCUGAUGACACCGUAAUGAUACCAGAUAUUUAUUUAGUUGCCUUAUGAGCUCUUGUCUUUACAUGACCAUCAAAUAAACAACAAAAACUGCAAAAUCUGUGGAAAAGCAAGACAUUUUUAUUGCACAUGUGAAUGAUUUUAUUUCUGUUAAUAUAUUAAUGCAGCAGUUUUGAGAAUUUGUUGUAGCUGAUGCUACUCAAAAAACUGAAAUGCAAAAAAAGAAGUCAGAAUGUCAAUGUAUAAACCUAUAAUUUAAUGGCUGCAUGUCAGCCAAAACCUUAUGCAUAUUUCAUUUGUCAGUGUUAGUUUUGUGCUUUGAAAUACUUCAUGCAGUGUGACUUUGUGAGAAGCAACAAAUUGUAAUGGUUAUUCUCCAUACACUGAUGUUAAAUGAAUGUAUCACAAGUGCAAUUAAGUAAAUAAAAUUAAUGUCUCUGAAGUGCUCCUU
This is a messenger RNA of Sphaeramia orbicularis (orbiculate cardinalfish), 4858 nucleotides long. RefSeq names its product cadherin related family member 2 (gene cdhr2). Lineage: Eukaryota; Metazoa; Chordata; Actinopteri; Kurtiformes; Apogonidae. Bases 272 to 4144 code for a protein of 1290 amino acids. The transcript has 31 exons. Gene Ontology annotation, cellular component: plasma membrane. The record is from RefSeq and is a predicted model, not a curated record. Gene Ontology annotation, molecular function: cell adhesion molecule binding; calcium ion binding. Gene Ontology annotation, biological process: homophilic cell-cell adhesion.